Molecule: messenger RNA, 537 nt
Organism: Penicillium alfredii
Lineage: Eukaryota; Fungi; Ascomycota; Eurotiomycetes; Eurotiales; Aspergillaceae
Exons: 1
Coding region: 1-537 (178 amino acids)
Source: RefSeq, a predicted model, not a curated record
AUGGAUACAUUCUGCCUCUCUCAAGCUGAUGUCCAUGGUAGUCUCUACAGAGUUCAAUAUGGGGAUUCCAUGACGACCUAUGACAUAUACGAGGGCCUCGAGGCAGUUGAUACGGUUACGUUGUAUGAUGAUGGAGGGGAUGAACAGGAAGAAGAGGAUACUCUCCAAGAGUUUGGUGACGCAGUAGAGCAGCAUUUGAGCUUGGACACUGACUAUGAGAGCAUUUUCAUCUCGCUUUUUUCUCAGAGAAGACAUGCUGAAAAUUGGAUGCUGGAUAGGCAUACCCGUUUUGGCAGCAGAAACUGCACUCUCCUUCAGAUUGAUACGGCAGCUCUUAACGGUCUUUUUAUCUUCCGUGCUGAGGAGAUUGUUGAUAAACUUUCGCUGUCGAUUCCCGAAGCAGCCCAAGCGAGUGUUGCUAGGGAGUACCUUAUUGCUCAUUAUAUACCCCCACAUGCUAUCAUAAGAAGUCAAACAGUCGAUGAUAUCUAUGCAGGUAAGAACGCGCCUUUCUUGAUAGAUUCUGAUUUGGCCUAG